AUGCCUUAUUGGUACUAUGAUAAGAAAGAUUUGCAGAACACGCCGUCAUUUCGCGAUGGAAUCAGCAACGAGACUGAAAAUCGCUACCGUAAAGAAGGCGCAAGGUUUAUUAUUGACACGGGAUCAAAGAUGGACUUAGGUUAUAACACAGUAGCAACGGGAGUUGUUUACUUCCAUCGCUUUUAUAUGUUUCACUCAUUCAAGACAUUCCCAAGGUAUAUCACUGCAUGCUGCUGUCUAUUUUUGGCUGGCAAAGUAGAAGAAACUCCAAAAAAGUGUAAAGAUAUAAUUAAAGUUGCCAAGCCGUUGCUCACAGACCAGAAAUUUAGCACGUUUGGAGAGGAUCCCAAAGAAGAGGUGAUGACAUUAGAAAGGAUUUUGUUGCAGACAAUAAAAUUCGACUUGCAGGUUGAACAUCCUUAUGGAUAUCUAUUGAAAUAUGCCAAGUGCCUAAAAGGAGACAGAGCCAAGUUACAGAAGAUGGUACAGAUGGCGUGGACGUUUGUGAAUGACAGUCUGUGCACAACCCUAUGCCUGCAGUGGGAGCCUGAAGUAAUAGCUGUUGCGCUCAUGUUUCUUGCUGGUAAGCUGAGCAAGUUUGAAGUUGUAGACUGGAACGGUCGCACACCCAAACAUAAUGCGUGGUGGGAUAUGUUUGUUGAGGAUAUCACUAUGGAUUUACUGGAGGACAUUUGUCAUCAGGUACUUGAUCUGUAUUCACCGCAAACACAACAAUCUGGUGGUGAUUCACCUUCGGAGACAUCAACGUCUAAGCCGCCAAAAAACGAGAAGAAGCCGCCCUCCAUUACACCGCCCGCUUCCGUAUCACCUGUCGCCGCUGUCGCGACUAAGCCGGUGGUCACGCCCGUAAAGAAUGGAGGGGAAACAAAAACAGAGCCUCUAAAAAUGGAGCCUUUGAGAUUCAGCUAUCCAAGUUACCCGGGGAUGCCGUAUGCGCCUGUUUACAGCGCACCACCUCCUGGGGUCGUGCCGCAUACAGUUGCGGCCCACGUUCCACCGCAUAGUGUGCCUCCACUUAGCGUCCCCCCUCAUAGUGUGCCUCCACACAGCGUCCCCCCUCAUAGUGUCCCUCCACCACACACUGUGCCCCCGCAUAGUGUACCUCCUCCCCAUACCGUCCCUCCUCCUCACACUGUGCCCCCGCAUAGUGUACCACCGCCCCAUACCGUACCUCCACACAGUGUACCCCCUCCACAUACCGUACCGCCAGUUGUACCAUCGCUGACGUAUCGAGAGCCUCCACCAAAUCACACACGCUUUGGAACUCCAGUUAGUGUUCCACCUCCUAAUUACUACCCCCCAUUACCAGCCCGUGGACCAUUACCCCCUCGACCUUUGCCACCGGGGCCGCCUCCCCCAAGGCCGUAUUAUCCACCUCCGUAA
This is a messenger RNA of Parnassius mnemosyne (clouded apollo), 1404 nucleotides long. The record is from the annotation of a GenBank genome assembly. NCBI's taxonomy places the organism in Eukaryota, Metazoa, Arthropoda, Insecta, Lepidoptera, Papilionidae.